AUGCUGCUUCAAGGCGGAACCCUUCUCAUUCACGACGAAAAGAAAAAUGUAGUUCCAACUGUCUCAGACCUGCUUCCGGGCUUCAUCGACACCCAUUGCCACCUAUGGCAAACGCAGUAUAAGGGCGUGCAUGCCAACCAUACGCUCAUCGGAUAUUUGCCCCCUGGGAAACACGUCGCAGGGUUCUGUUCAACGGACCAUCUCUUCUGGGGGCAGCUGUCCGGGGCUCUCGAAUCUAUCGAUGCGGGGACGACCACCGUGGUAGACCACGCAAGUUGCAACACCAGCCCAGAUCAUCCGCAGGUGGCGAUCCAGGCUCUUCUCCCGGCUGGCCUGCGUUCAAUAUACUGCCACAUGCCGGCUCGGCGGGCGAUAUCCACAAGCUCCUGGAACCUUGAAGAUGACACCUUUUCCGGCCAAACCAUCUCGGACUUCCCGGCCAUUACCCGUACUAGCCCAUUUGACAAAGAACUGGUUCACAUGUGUUUCGCCAUGGAUAAAAUUUACACGCCUGCCGAGAUGCUCAAGCCGUACUAUGCCAGCCUGCGCGAUCCUACGAAAGAGCGGGCUAAGCUCGUCACCACGCUUGCUGCCGGUUGGCCGAUGGGUGGAAAUGGCUCGACUGCUAUUAAGCUGCUGAACUCCCAUGGCUUUCUUGCACCCGACAUACUGCUUUCCACGGCAAUCUUCCACAAAAUGGAGAUGGCGCGUUAUACAAACCCACUGGAGCGUUCGUCUCGAACAUGCCAAACACCUAAUUCCAGAUGGGUCGAUUCCCUAUCACUUUGCGAGAAGAUCACUAUGAUAAGGCCAGCCUCGGAGUGGAUUGUCGUAUUUGGGGGACUGCCGCCGAGAAGGGGUGAAGUAGGUAACCUCAAGGAGGGCAUGAAGGCUGAUAUGAUUGUGUUCGACAGUACGAGCGCGGCUUUGCUGGCCGCUGCCGUUGAAGACCCGGUGGCGGCUAUCGUGCUGCACAACAAUUCGAGUGACAUCUACAUGGUCACAAUUGAUGGUCUCAUCAAGAAAGAGGGCGGCAGGUUGGUUGAUUUUGUCACGGCGCCGGCACCCAACAAGCCAAAGAGUCUCAUCCAGCCUGGGACGAAGCUUCCCUGGAAGGGCAUCGCUGUUAAGUUGUUGGAGAGUCGGCGAGCGCUAAAGGAAAGGACUGUCGAUGUCAACUUUGCUGCAGGAGCGGAUUAUAGCAUCAACAAGUUCCAUGCGAACAGGGAGACAAUGUUGAGGUCGCAGUAG
This is a messenger RNA of Pseudomassariella vexata, 1251 nucleotides long. RefSeq lists its product as uncharacterized. The coding region runs from base 1 to 1251 and encodes 416 amino acids. The record is from RefSeq and is a predicted model, not a curated record. Gene Ontology annotation, molecular function: hydrolase activity, acting on carbon-nitrogen (but not peptide) bonds. NCBI's taxonomy places the organism in Eukaryota, Fungi, Ascomycota, Sordariomycetes, Amphisphaeriales, Pseudomassariaceae. The transcript has 5 exons.